This is a messenger RNA of Amphiprion ocellaris (clown anemonefish), 3895 nucleotides long. RefSeq names its product glypican 5c (gene gpc5c). Gene Ontology annotation, cellular component: plasma membrane; cell surface; extracellular region. NCBI's taxonomy places the organism in Eukaryota, Metazoa, Chordata, Actinopteri, Pomacentridae. The transcript has 9 exons. Gene Ontology annotation, biological process: cell migration; regulation of protein localization to membrane; positive regulation of canonical Wnt signaling pathway. The record is from RefSeq and is a predicted model, not a curated record. The coding region runs from base 295 to 2133 and encodes 612 amino acids.
UGGAAACAGGCAUGCAGGCAGUCGACCACUGCAAAGUGUUGAGCGCGGGACAGAGCGGGUUGAGCCCACAGUACUCCUCAUCUGUCCAAGAGAAGAACCCCAAAACCUCUGCUGUGAGGGCGCUCCCACUCAUCCCAUCCAAUAAUGUGAAAAUCAGACGGAAAGGACUGUCAGAUGUUUAAACUCAUCGUCGCUUCAUCAUACUUCAGUGCCGUCUGUUUUCACCACUGUCACACAGUUUACAGUCAGCUUACAGUAGGAUAUCCACGAGGAUACCUGGUGUGAGAUGCGGCAAUGUUCCGAGGAGUAUGCCCACGCGUGAACUCUUGCGGAUCCUUUUGGAUUUUGUCGCUGGUCGUGUUUGCGGUGAGCGUGAUCGGCGUGGACGCGUACAGCUGUCAUGAAGUGAGGACCGCUUUCCAGCUGCGGCAGGUCGGGCCGCUGCACCGCGUACCGGAGACACCUGGCACAGAUGUGGAUCUGUUGGUUUGUAAGCACCAAGGUCCAUCAUGUUGCACCCGGAAGAUGGAGGAGAGCUACCAGUUCGCUGUAAAACGAGAAACCCUCCACAACAUUCACUCCUACAGCUAUGAGCUGGAGCACCUCAUCUCUGGCCACUCAGAUGCCUUUCAGGACAUGUUCCAGUACCUUCUAUCCUUCUCUCAAGGCCACCUGAGUUCAUUACUGGAGGGAAGCUACUCAUCUCUCUCUCGCCAUGCCCUGCCUCAUGUAAAUCAGCUCUUCUCCUCACUCUCCCUCUACCUCCGUGGGGCCAAUGUCUCUGUGGAGGCAGCAGUUCACCAGUUUUUUAACAAUAUCUUUCCACUUGCGUAUACACGGCUUAUCAAUCCAGGCAUUGAAGGAAGCAUGAUGAUGGGCAGUGAAAUGAGUGACUGUCUUCGUAUGAUCAGGCAGGAUGUCAACCCCUUUGGGCCUCACCCAGCUGUCAUGGCCCAGGAGCUGGCUGGGGCACUGGGAGCUGGACGGCAACUAGGUCUGGCCCUGGAGGAAGGUCUAGAGGUCAUGAACGCCACCGAACAUGCCAGCCUGAGCAAAGAGUGUGUUAAGGGCCUAGUGAAGAUGGUUUACUGCUCCCACUGCAGAGGUUUGACGCUGAUCAAACCCUGUGUGGGCUACUGUCUGAAUGUAAUGCGAGGGUGCUUGGCCAGUGUGUCCGAGCUGGAUCAGCCUUGGAGGAGGUAUACCAGCUUAUUGGAACAACUAACCCAAGCCAUGGCUGGGCACCACAGCUUGGAAUUAGCCCUGCUCGGGGUCAGGGGCCACGUUAAUGAGGCCUUGCUCUAUGCACAGCUCCAUGGACCACUCAUCACUGCCACGGUGGACAAGGUGUGUGGCCUGUCUACAGGGGAACCUACAAGCAUGCAGCCUACAAGCCCAGAGGUCACAACCUCUAGCAUGACCUCAUCUUCUCCUCUUCCAUCUGCCGCCCCCUCCCGCCCUUUACCAGAGCAGUGGCCAGCGCAGUUAGCCCACUUAAGAAGCUCAUUCCCCCUGAAACCCUCCAAGAACAAUAAACAUAGUCUGAGAACGCUCUCUAGGGAGUUCUUGAUGCACUUGCAGCGCUAUAAGUCCUUCUUUGCGGCAUUGCCAGAGAUGCUGUGUGAAGGCGAGAACGUAGUGGACGACUCCACUUGUUGGAGCGGAGAUGGUGUGGUGGAAAGCUACACAGGCAGAGUUGUAGGAAAUGGUCUCCAUGCCCAGAGGCAAAACCCGGAAGUCAAAGUUCGCAGUGUGGACCCUGCAGUGGCUGAGGUCAAAGAGAGGUUGGAGCACUUCAACCAGGAGACCCAGGAGAAGUUCCCAAAACUGGGGCAGAUGGAGGCUUGGGAUGAGCUGGGCAGUGGGGAAACAGAGGAGGGCAGCACUACAGACUGUGAUGAUGAAGAUGGCUGUCAGUCCUCAGGAGACGGUCAAGAAAAGAACUUACAUAAAGAAACCUCUAGUGAAGGAAAGCCAAUUGGGAGACAGCCUGGAGGUAAAAGCCCACAAGAGAACCCCUCUAAGCCCCCCUCGGUGAGGGUGAUAGGAGGCUCGCCAUCUGCCAGCUGGGCGCGACCCUGGAGCCUCGCGCUGCUUCUUUCUGGACUUUGCUUGCAGUGGAUCCUGUUCUGAUGCCAGCAGCGUCUGUGAAUCAAGCCUCACCCAUGACCCUUUAGGAACCUACAUGCACACAGACAUUCAUAUCAUUUACAUAUCACAAAUAUAAUCCUUACUCCUGUCCUCAGCCUACACGGAUGGACGGUAAUGAAGGAACAGUACAAAUGGAGAGCAGGGCAGGGCGUGGACAGCGUUCUAGGAGACUAGAUGGGGGGGGCUAUUGCAGGAACCUGUCGUCCUGCAGCAUCACCCGUGUGGGUGUUUGCACAAGCUGAUUCCAUAUACGCUCAUCUUUAAAGAUUAAGCUUGCUGAUUCCACUAUGCUGUUUGACAUGUUUGUGUAUACAAACACAAAUAAAGCCAUACAGCUCCUCGCUUCACUCACACAAACGCAGCCCUUGUGAUUCAGAAUGGGACUGUACCUUUCUGAUUUUACUUAAGAACACUUACAAAUAUAAACAAUCACUUACAUGCAUUUUACAUACACCAGAACAGCUGUCUUCUUUUUCUGCUGCUGGUUUUUACUUAUCUGCUCAAGCUCCAAACCUCAUCACUGCACUGCACCAUUUGCCAGCCAGCCAGAAGAAUUCAGCUCGUUUGAAAACUCAACUCAUUUCUUUUUGAGGAUUAAGGAAUGCAUGAUAGACUGAUAGAUCAGUCCCAGGUGCCUGGCCCAGAACAGCAGAUUUGAUAUACUCUAAUGACUGUGUACCUUGGCAGGGAUUAGAAUGUAAUGCGUUCGCAGGUACGGCACAGGCACACUUGCACGGCUGAACAUAUUGUGCAGAUAAACUAGGUGUGUAUAGUAUGUAAUUGUACAUAGGUGGAAAGGAUUUGAGGGAGCGUAUGAGGUUCUGAUCCUGAAAAAGCUCCUAUCUGAUUGAGCUGAUUGGGUUUUUCUUUUUAUUUCUGUUAACUAUGAAUGGGCUAUGCUUCUCUGCUCCAUACUACACAGAAAACAAUGCAAAAAAACAAAAAACAAAAAAAAAACAACAACUAAAGAGUUUUAAUGUCUGUCAAAAAUAAAGCAGGAAUGUAUAUUAUUUUCCAACUCAAGCCCAUGACAUAAAUGGACAAUAUUGGACAUUUGAACAAAGUCUGUACAUUGUUGAUUUUACUAAUGUUUAUUGUGCAUCCAGUUUUGUGUGUUUGCUUGUUGACUUGCACAUUAAUGCAUGUAUAAACUACAAACAUAUCAAAUUAUCAUGAUAGAAUUGGGUCCUUCUGCAGAAAGCAAAACUAACAACAUAUAUUUUAAAACGUCUCCCAUCAUUUUUCACUGAUGGCAUGACAUUGAGUUUUGCCAUUCUCUUCUAAAUGGCGGUUUGGAAAUUGAACAAAAAAUCAGUUACUUCUACAAUAGCAUCCUCUGUGUACUAGUUGUAUUUCUUGUAUAGGUGAGGAUGUUAUAUCUACUCAUACUAGCACAGAUGAGUACCUGUGUGAAUGGGGAUGAUGAAUGUAUGGUCAGCACUAUGCAGAUGCAGUACAGAAGCUGACUAUGCCCUUACAGUAUACAGUAUCUAAGCUAAACAGGUCUAUAGAUUACAUUCAUAUACGUACAAUUACACUUUAAAGCCCUGCAGUUAAUGGAAAGUGGAGAUGACCACAGCAAUGUAAGAUUUUGGCAGUUUAAAUGGGCCACCUUUUGUGUUCUGUAACUACAUUUGUUUGUUUUCCUCCAUAUAUGUGUUGCUCCAGACAGCGUUCAAUGCACCCACUGAUCUCUUACAGUCCUAUACCCUCGCAUGUGUAUAAAUGUACAUAUUUUACAUCA